Sturnus vulgaris (Common starling) is the source of this 3425-nucleotide messenger RNA. RefSeq names its product forkhead box P4 (gene FOXP4). Gene Ontology annotation, biological process: regulation of transcription by RNA polymerase II. The record is from RefSeq and is a predicted model, not a curated record. Gene Ontology annotation, cellular component: nucleus. Gene Ontology annotation, molecular function: DNA-binding transcription repressor activity, RNA polymerase II-specific; RNA polymerase II cis-regulatory region sequence-specific DNA binding. Lineage: Eukaryota; Metazoa; Chordata; Aves; Passeriformes; Sturnidae.
GGGACAGCCAGGCAUCUCAGCCCUCCUUCUCAGGCUCUCCUCUCUCCUCUUUAGGUCCUGCUAGCGAGUCAUGAUGGUUGAAUCAGCCUCGGAGACGAUCCGCUCCACGCCCUCGGCGCAGAACGGGGUGAGCAGCCUCAGCAACCAGCCCGAUGGAGGAGGGGGUGGCCCCGGGGGUGGCCCCGGGGGCGGCCGGGACGGAGCUGCCGGUGCCGAGGCCAACGGAGAGAUGAGCCCCGUGGAGCUCCUGCACUUCCAGCAGCAGCAGGCUCUGCAGGUGGCUCGGCAGUUCCUGCUGCAGCAAGCCACGGGGCUCAGCUCCCCCAGCAGCAACGAGGGCAAGCAGCCAGCGGUGCAGGUCCCCGUGUCCGUGGCCAUGAUGUCCCCACAGAUGAUCACACCGCAGCAGAUGCAGCAGAUCCUGUCCCCACCCCAGCUCCAGGCCCUCCUGCAGCAGCAGCAGGCGAUAAUGCUGCAACAGCUGCAGGAAUACUACAAGAAGCAGCAGGAGCAGCUUCACCUGCAGCUGUUGACCCAGCAGCAAGCCGGAAAGCAGCAACCCAAAGAGCCGUUGGGGAACAAGCAGCUGGCCUUCCAGCAGCAGCUCCUGCAGAUGCAGCAGCUGCAGCAGCAGCACCUGUUAAACCUGCAGCGCCAGGGCUUGGUGAGCCUCCCUCCAGGGCAGGGCACGGUGCCCCUGCAGACCCUGCCCCAAGCUGUUUGCCCCUCAGACCUCCAGCAGCUCUGGAAGGAGGUCACAGCCUCCCAGCCCGUCGAGGACAGCAUUAAGCAGGAAGGUCUUGACCUCACCACCAACACCUCCAACUCUACCUCGUUUUCGGCCGCCAAGGUCUCGCCUCCCAUUUCCCAUCACCCUCUGCCCAAUGGACAGAGCACCAUGCACACGCCCAGAAGGGACAGCUCUUCCCACGAAGAGACCCCCGGCUCCCACCCACUCUACGGCCACGGAGAGUGCAAGUGGCCUGGCUGCGAAACCCUCUGUGAGGACUUGGGGCAGUUUGUCAAACACCUCAACACAGAACAUGCACUUGAUGACCGAAGCACGGCCCAGUGUCGAGUCCAGAUGCAAGUGGUACAGCAGCUGGAGAUACAGCUGGCCAAGGAGAGCGAGCGUCUCCAAGCAAUGAUGGCCCAUCUUCACAUGAGACCUUCAGAGCCAAAGCCUUUCAGCCAGCCUCUGAACCUGGUCUCCAGUGCCACCCUGUCCAAGAGCACUUCAGACACGUUUCCUGACGGUUUACCUCAUCCCCCCACCUCGGCCACGGCGCCCAUCACCCCCCUGCGGCAGGGCCCCUCCGUCAUCAGCUCUUCCACUUUACACAACGUGGGGCCCAUCCGCAGGAGGAACUCGGAGAAGUUCUGCACCCCCAUCUCUUCAGAGCUUGCACAGAAUCACGAGUUUUACAAAAACGCCGACGUCCGGCCGCCCUUCACGUACGCCUCGCUCAUCCGGCAGGCCAUCCUGGAGACCCCCGACAGGCAGCUAACGUUGAAUGAGAUCUACAACUGGUUCACGCGGAUGUUCGCCUACUUCCGGAGGAACACGGCCACCUGGAAGAACGCCGUCCGCCACAACCUGAGCCUGCACAAGUGCUUUGUGCGCGUGGAGAACGUCAAGGGCGCCGUGUGGACCGUGGACGAGCACGAGUACCAAAAGCGAAGGCCACCAAAGAUGACAGGGAGUCCCACCUUAGUCAAAAAUAUGAUUUCAGGACUCGGUUAUGGAGCACUUAAUGCAAGUUACCAGGCUGCGCUGGCAGAGAGCAGCUUCCCCCUGCUCAACAGCCCCACCAUGAUCAACACCAGCUCGGCCAGUGCCAUGCUGCACGUGGGCCACGACGACGUCAGCAGCACCGUGGAGCAGGUCAACAGCAACGGCAGCAACAGCCCCCGCCUGUCCCCACAGCAGUACAGCCACCCCGUGCACGUGAAGGAGGAGCCAGCCGAGGCGGAGGACGACAGCAGGCCCGUGUCACUGAUGGCCACCACCAACCAGAAUGUGACGAUCCCCGACGACAGGGACCUGGAGGAGGAGCUGCCGGUGGAAGACUUGUCCUAAGGACUCCUUCCUCCUCCCCCACCGAGGGGAAAACCCUUCCCACCCUCCUGGACGGAGACCAAGCGACGCUCCCACCUCCCCAAGGUGACCUUGGCGUUCUCCUGGUUCUUUCAAGGCACUUCCACAAAGCAAAAGGUUUUCCUUGGGACAAUGACAAUGACAACGGCACCGACCUGUUGCUGCUGGCGUGUCCCUCACGCUGCCACUGCCCGGGGACGGACUGGCCCCGCCACGACACGAGAAGCAAAACCCCAAGAGCUGGACUUUUCCUGCCCUCCUCCCUUGGUUAGUGACUGGUGCACGAGGAUGGCAGGUUGGUUGUUGCUGUCUGAAAUGGUCCCUCCUGCAGGGGAGGCGCCUCUGUCCCCUCUUCCCCCCGCCGUGCCCGAGCCCCGGGGAGCCGUGGCAGGACCCUGCUGUCACCUCUGCGUCCCCGCUGGGUUUUGCACUACAGAGGGAUCGUGGACGCUGCCCUCGUGCUGCCUGCACGCGGCUUCGGGGGAAGGAACAGCAGGAACGGGGCCGAGGGCUCUGCUGGAUGUGGGGUUUGUCACGGAGCUGGGAUGGACACGAAGCAGCGCGGCGGGGGGACGGUGUCCCUUUGUCACCUCUGCCCGGCGAGCAGAGCGAACUCCCAGCUUGCCCUGAGCCCCAGCUGGUGGGGGACUGCUGGUCCCAGCAGUGCUGACCAUCCCCAGCAGUGCUGACCAUCCCCAGCAGUGCUGACCAUCCCCAGCAUUGCUGACCAUCCCCAGCAGUGUUGACCAUCAGUACUGAGGAUCCCCAGCAUUGCUGACCAUCAGUUCUGACCAUUCCCAGCAUUGCUGACCAUCCCCAGCAGUGCUGGCAGUGAGGACACAGCUCCCUCCUUCCUGCUGGGACAUCAGUGCCACCCCCCAGCCGGCAGGGAUGGCCACUGCUCCCAUUUCACUUCAGGGAAAGGCUCCCUGUGCCUCCCGUGCCACCCCCGGAGCUGGGGCAGGGCUGUGCUGGAGCAGAGGGGUCCAUCCCCACCUGCAGGGCACCUGGGGGUCAUCAAAGCUGGCCCUGGAGGAUCCCUGUGGUGGCCAAAUCUGGCCGUGGCCCCUGAGCUGAGCCUGCUGCUGGUGGGGGGAGGAAAUUCUGCUUUUCAUCUUUUCUUUUCCUCAUCCUUUUGUUUGCGUCCAGAUGGGAAGAUACCAAAAGAUUUCUAGAGACAGAAGGUCCGUAGUUCAGGUGAACAGAUGGUAUUCAUGCCAAAAAAAAAAAAAAAAAAAAAAAUCACACACACACAAAAAAAUAAUAACGAGAACAACACAACCAAAUACCCCUCUUCUCCCUGCUCUUUCUUUCUGGGGUGGUGAUG